Molecule: messenger RNA, 1384 nt
Organism: Telopea speciosissima
Lineage: Eukaryota; Viridiplantae; Streptophyta; Magnoliopsida; Proteales; Proteaceae
Product: vacuolar protein sorting-associated protein 9A-like
Exons: 6
Coding region: 218-1357 (379 amino acids)
Biological process (GO): vesicle-mediated transport
Cellular component (GO): endocytic vesicle; cytosol
Molecular function (GO): small GTPase binding; guanyl-nucleotide exchange factor activity
Source: RefSeq, a predicted model, not a curated record
CAUUCCAAGUUUCCAACCCAGACUUCUAUCUCUCAUUCUCGUUCUUCUUCACCUCUUCUUUCGUGUUCUAAAGUCUAAACCCUCAAUGGGAACUUCAUUUCUACUAUUUAAUUGGAGACUUAGCUUCUCUUGUUCUCCCAAUUUGGGACAGAGACAGGGACAUAUAUGGUGGUUGUGGCUCCUGUUCUGGUUUCGGUUUAAUUCUAGGGCAUGCUAAAUGGAUUCUUCUCGUUCGCUCACGUUCUAUGAUUUUCUCGAUCGAAUGCGUCAUCCUGCUUCGCUCGAUCUCGUUCGCUCCAUAAAAAGCUUCAUUGUAUCCUUUUCAUUUCAUACUUCCAACUCCGAAAAUGAUAGCAAAAGGCUACAAGACUUCCUUUCAACAAUGGAGACGUCUAUUAGUGAUCAUCCAUUAUGGUCUGGUGCCUCUGAGGAAGAAAUUGACUGUGCCGUCGAGGGCUUGGAGAAGUAUGUCAUGACAAAAUUGUAUGCCCGUACAUUUGCUUCCUCUCAAGAGGAUACUAAGGUUGAUCAAGAGAUCUCGGAGAAAAUAAAUUUGUUGCAAAAGUUUGUUAGACCUGAACAUUUGGAUAUACCUGAAGCUCUUCAUAAUGAAACUUCAUGGCUGCUUGCAGAGAAAGAGCUGCAGAAAAUGAAUGCCUUCAAAUCUCCUCGUGAGAAGCUUCUGUGUGUUUUGAAUUGUUGCAGGGUCAUCAACAAUUUGCUUCUCAAUGUUUCAAUGUCAGCACAUCAUGUUCUAGCCGGGGCUGAUGACUUCCUUCCGGUUCUUAUUUAUGUUACCAUCAAGGCCAACCCCCCUCAGUUGCAUUCCAACCUCAAAUUCAUCCAACUAUUCAGGCGGCAGUCAAAACUCGUCUCAGAAGUUGCUUAUCACUUUACAAAUGUCAUGUCUGCCAAAUUGUUUAUUGUUGACUUGGAUGGCAACUCUCUCUCCAUCGAUGAAGCAGAAUUUCAAGAGAACAUGCUUGCAGCAAGGUUGACUAAAGGUGACACACGAAAAGACCCGUGCCCCACACUGCAGUCAGCUAGGCCCACAUAUCAAGGUCAUUUCUCAAGAAAGCUUAGUGAGGAGAUCAAUGCUCUUGAUGAGGGAGAUUAUCCUUUCAUGGAAGCUAAGCCUGGAGAUCUAACUGUCACGGAUGUUGAGAUAUUGCUUAAUUUGUACAAGGAUGUUGUCAAAAAAUAUUCGAGUCUCUGUCGGACAGUGAGAAGCCUCUCCCCAUCCAAGGAACCAUCUGUUAUGCCUCUUUCAGAAGAAGCCAAGCUUGAUUUACCUGUUCAACCUGAGCAGCAACAGCAUCAACAGGCACCGGACAUUAUAGAUCCUGGACCCGAAUGACUAGUUGUGAGUUCACUCUUUAUCGUU